CCUACGGUAUCCCCUACUCACUGUGUCGUCUAAAACCUACAUUACGAAAUAAUGGAGGGUAAGAUUAAAAAAAAUAUCAUGUCAAAGCUAAACUUCUUUCAUUACUGUUCACACUACGUAAAAAUAUGGACGGACUCCCUCAACAACUGAAAGAAGAUGGUGCAAUUAAGUGUUUCCGAAGAUCUAAAUCGAUGAGUUCUCUGAGCGAUGAUAUUAAUAUGACUUUCUACCAAAUAGAUAACGAGCCUAUAAAACAAUUAUGUGGCUACGCAUACGCAUGCAGAAGCUACACGGUAAGCGGGUCGUCUGUGGAAGCGUAUCGUCAGGGUCCGUCCUCAAUUUUGGACUCUGACUCCGAACCCUCGGUGCAUGGACGCAAGGUCGCCCAGGAUGGGGCCUCAAGCUGUGAUGGCGAGGCAAUGUUGAAUUUGGAACGGAAGAUUGAUCGUUUGAGUCAUUUGUUCGAAGAACAGUGCAAGAUGCUGGGGGCCAUAAAAGGUGAGGUGCAGGAGUCCAAGGCCCCGCCCGAGGGCUCGGGCUACGCGUUCGCACACAUGCUGGCCGAAGUCGUCAACAAGAGCAAUAGCAGAAUAAAAGAGCUCGUUCAAAGCGAUUCAUCCGAGUCGCUGGAGCCGAACCCUCGCGCCAAGAGCCUGCUGGACGCCAUCGAGACCAAGCGAGCCUCCUCGCUGGACGGGCACGUGCGCGACGCGCUUACUGCCUUCCUACAGAGUGACGAGCUGCGCUCGCGCGUGGCGUCGGCGACGGCGGCGAGCGUGCGGUCGGUGGUGCGGGACGGCGCGCGCGGCGUGUCGGCCGCGUGCCUGCCCGCGCUCGCGCGCCAGCACCGCCGCCUCGCCCGACAAGUCUCCAGGACGCUGGAAGACGCUUUCGCCGAACUAACUACCGGAUACCUAAAGAUUACUUUGCUGCUUUACGAAAUUGCAGUGGAAGAGAACUCGGCCCAGCUGUCGCGGCACAUGCACAAAACCACGCGCGAGCUGCGGCGCGCACUUGACGCCCACAGCCUGAACGCGCCCGAUACCCACUUCGCCGACGCUUUGCGGAACACCGUUGAGGAACUGCUAGACAAAGAGCUGAAGCAAUGGCGUCAAAAAGUCCUCGACAUAAUAGUGACGGAGCUGCAGGCGGAGUAUUUCGAGGACUACUCGGGUUCUUCUGAACCUCCGGACUGCCCGCUCAGCCCGAGUAGCCCGCCGCAGCCGGCCGACCCCGAACGAUCCAUCAUUGACCAACUGGUAAGACGCUAA
Ostrinia nubilalis (European corn borer) is the source of this 1271-nucleotide messenger RNA. RefSeq lists its product as uncharacterized. The record is from RefSeq and is a predicted model, not a curated record. Lineage: Eukaryota; Metazoa; Arthropoda; Insecta; Lepidoptera; Crambidae. Bases 126 to 1271 code for a protein of 381 amino acids. The transcript is spliced from 6 exons.